AUGUCCACCACAAGGGGUGACAAGAUACGUCCACCACAAGGGAGUGACAAGAUAGGUCCACCACAAGGAAGUGACAAGAUAGGGAGUGACAAGAUAGGUCCACCACAAGGAAGUGACAAGAUAGGUCCACCACAAGUGAGUGACAAGAUAGGUCCCCCACAAGGAAGUGACAAGAUAGGUCCUCCACAAGUGAGUGACAAGAUAGGUCAGUCACAAGUGAGUGACAAGAUAGGUCCACCACAAAUUAGUGACAAGAUAGGUCCUCCACAAGGGAGUGACAAGAUAGGUCCACCACAAGUGAGUGACAAGAUAGGUCCCCAACAAAGGAGUGACAAGAUAGGUCCCCCACAAGGAAGUGACAAGAUAGGUCCACCACAAGGAGUGACAAGAUAUGUCCACCACAAGGAGACUGACAAGAUAGGUCCACCACAAGUGAGUGACAAGAUAGGUCAGUCACAAGGGAGUGACAAGAUAGGUCCCCCACAAGGAAGUGACAAGAUAGGUCCACCACAAGGGAGUGACAAGAGAGGUCCACCACAAGUGAGUGACAAGAUAGGUCAGUCACAAGGGAGUGACAAGAUAGGUCCACCACAAGGGAGUGACAAGAUAGGUCCACCACAAGUGAGUGACAAGAUAGGUCCCCCACAAGGAAGUGACAAGAUAGGUCCACCACAAGGAGUGACAAGAUAUGUCCACCACAAGGAGAGUGACAAGAUAGGUCCUCCACAAGUGAGUGACAAGAUAGGUCAGUCACAAGGGAGUGACAAGAUAGGUCCACCACAAGGGAGUGACAAGAUAGGUUCGCCACAAGGGAGUGACAAGAUGUGUCAACCACAAGUGAGUGACAAGAUAGGUCCCCAACAAAGGAGUGACAAGAUAGGUCCACCACAAGGGAGUGACAAGAUAGGUCCACCACAAGUGAGUGACAAGAUAGGUCCCCAACAAAGGAGUGACAAGAUAGGUCCCCCACAAGGAAGUGACAAGAUAGGUCCACCACAAGGAGUGACAAGAUAUGUCCACCACAAGGAGUGA
Messenger RNA from Pecten maximus, 1032 nucleotides. Its product is annotated as proline-rich protein 2-like. NCBI's taxonomy places the organism in Eukaryota, Metazoa, Mollusca, Bivalvia, Pectinida, Pectinidae. The coding region runs from base 1 to 1032 and encodes 343 amino acids. The transcript is spliced from 4 exons. The record is from RefSeq and is a predicted model, not a curated record.